This is a messenger RNA of Ochotona princeps (American pika), 1765 nucleotides long. It is a transcript of the gene SLC66A1, whose product is annotated as solute carrier family 66 member 1. Lineage: Eukaryota; Metazoa; Chordata; Mammalia; Lagomorpha; Ochotonidae. The record is from RefSeq and is a predicted model, not a curated record. The transcript is spliced from 8 exons. Bases 157 to 1047 code for a protein of 296 amino acids.
CAAGCUCGCGGCGCGGGAGGCGGAGCCGCGCGCUCCCGGGGUCAGCUGACCCAGAGCACGAGCUGAACCCAGAAGGCGACCCCGGCGGCGGGUGUCUGCGAGGAGAGCCCCCUGUGCCACUCCCCCUCCUGGGCUAGGAGCUCCCAGGCCACCGCCAUGGUCUGGAGGAAACUGAGCCCAAGCAACUUCUCCAGCUGCCCCAACGGCUCCCGCCAGUGGAUCUGGGAUGUGUUUGGUGAGUGUGCCUACGACGGCUGGGAUGAGGCCAGCGUGGGCCUGGGUUUGAUCUCCAUCCUCUGCUUCUCGGCUUCCACCUUCCCCCAGUUCAUCAAGGCCUGCAAGACCGGCAACAUGGACCAGGCCCUGUCCCUGUGGUUCCUCCUGGGCUGGAUCGGCGGAGACUCCUGCAACCUCAUCGGCUCCUUCCUCGCCAACCAGCUGCCUCUGCAGACAUACACAGCUGUGUAUUAUGUCUCAGCGGACCUGGUGAUGCUGACACUGUACUUCUAUUACAAGUUCAAGAACCGUUCCCCUGGGUUGUCCACCCCCAUCAAUUCUGUGCUCCUGUUGGUCGCGGGGGCGGUGUGUGCUGUGCCGUUGCUGAGCAGCGCUGGCCCAGUGGCUGCCCCGACGGGGGGCUUCCAGGGACGGACACUCCUGUCUGUGGAGCCACACAUUAGGCCCUUCACCCAGCAGGAGGUCAUCGGCUUUGUGAUUGGCUCCAUCUCCAGCGUGCUCUACCUGCUGUCCCGGCUGCCCCAGAUCCGCACCAACUUCCUACGGAAGUCCACCCAGGGCAUCUCCUACUCUCUCUUCGCCUUGGUGAUGCUGGGGAACACGCUGUAUGGGCUGAGCGUACUGCUCAAGAAUCCUGACAUGGGUGAGAGCGAGGGCAGCUAUCUGCUGCACCACCUGCCCUGGCUCGUGGGCAGCCUCGGGGUGCUGCUGCUCGACACCGUGAUCUCUGUCCAGUUCCUGGUGUACAGGAACCACGCAGUACCCACCGCCUGCACCACCGCCGAGCGGGAGCCCUUGCUCUCUAGCUGACCAGUCCCAGGCUGAGACAAGGAUGACCGAGACCUCCACGACCCACACCCACGAAGGGAGAGGUGUGGGUGCUGUUGCAGCCCCAAUGGCUCUGCCCAGCCUCCUCUGGGGACUGGGCGGACUUCUAGGAGUGAGGAAGCCCCCGGCCCCUGCCAACCUGCUCCCCACAACACACUUCCCAGGAGCCAGUGUCGCUGUUCCUCAUGCCCACCUACCUCACUGUGCCUGGGCACCCUGGAGGCCCUGGCAGCUACCCAAUGACCUGAGCCCACCUCAUCUGUGGGGCCUCCUGGCCAGGCUGCUGCUCUCAUCCCUCCCCCUGGGCGCCUGGGACAGCACAGGCCAGACCCCCACGGCAAGCCAAGUGCAAAGGGCACGUUCUGCCAAGGCCAGAGGCUCUGCAGUGCGUGUGCCUGGGCCCCGCCAGUGGCAGGCUUCAGCCGAGUCGGGGGACGCAGCAGCGGGAAUAGUGUUGAGGCGGGAGCACAGGGUAGUGGAGGGUGGCUCUUGGUCCUGCCCCGAGGCUUUGUGGUGUCCCUGGCCUGAGGUGCUGGUCAUAGAGUCUGUGCGACGGGAUGACAGCACUGCCACUUCAGACGUCCCGUGAGAGGGAGCAUCCGGCUUGGGGCUACUCCAGGGCCCACGGAAUCACCUGGUCUGGCCCUGCCAUGGCAGCCACAGGUAGAGGCUGAAAUUCAAUAAAUCUACAGCAGGCUCA